AUGAAUGUUGCAAACUCCACUCAAACUCCACGGCCAAAACUACGCCGUAUAUUUAAGACACUACCUAUGAAGAAGCACGUCUCCGCCACCUCUCAUUCCCCGGCUAUCAUCUGCUUCUCCGUAACGAACAUCCAUUCCUUCCACGCCAUCGAGUCUUCUUGGCUCGAGGAGGCAAACCAUUUCCAUCCCAGAGGCAUCCCCAAAAUCUUCAUCGGCAACAAAGUUGACCUGAGAACGCAUCACGCUGGCGAAGGGCAUGUGGAAAAGGGGGGGAAUACGCUAGUCAACCUAUUUAUUGGGAUAAUGAACGACCUUGAGCAGGCCCGUCAUUGCAACCUUGGAUUUACCCCUGAGUCAAUUGAUCAUUUCAUCGGAGCCGGACCAAACCUCCUCAGGCUUCCGGCACGUCUGCCUCAUGUGAGCUCGCCAGCACUGCUCCUCAACCACAGCCUUUUAAAGGAUUCAGAUAGUACCUACCCAUUGUUUGAAAACCUGAAAUUGGUCGAAGCUUGA
This is a messenger RNA of Blastomyces dermatitidis ER-3, 513 nucleotides long. RefSeq lists its product as uncharacterized. The coding region runs from base 1 to 513 and encodes 170 amino acids. The transcript is spliced from 3 exons. Gene Ontology annotation, molecular function: GTPase activity; GTP binding. Lineage: Eukaryota; Fungi; Ascomycota; Eurotiomycetes; Onygenales; Ajellomycetaceae. The record is from RefSeq and is a predicted model, not a curated record.